Messenger RNA from Zingiber officinale, 1365 nucleotides. Its product is annotated as transcription factor DIVARICATA-like. Gene Ontology annotation, molecular function: DNA binding. Bases 476 to 1273 code for a protein of 265 amino acids. The transcript is spliced from 3 exons. The record is from RefSeq and is a predicted model, not a curated record. NCBI's taxonomy places the organism in Eukaryota, Viridiplantae, Streptophyta, Magnoliopsida, Zingiberales, Zingiberaceae.
GCCUGCGCAGUUCAAUCUUUUACUGUUCCAGAUCAAGAACACAAGGACAAAUAGGGUGGUCUCAUAGAUCGAGGACCAGAAGUGAUGCAAAGCGGAAAGAAAUUUUGAGCUCCGUUCGUGUGUGAAUGAGGGAGGAACAGUGGUUGGUUGGUUCGCUGAACAAAAGACAAGAACAAUUAGGUCAGAUCAUUAUUGUAUUUGGUGUCAUUGUUGGCUUCUGGGAUUGAUUGAUGUGCGCCAAUGGCAAAGGCGAUGGGGAGCGAUGGAGGGGUAAAAGGGUUGUUCCUCUUCUUUAUAAAGCAACGAGGGGAGGCCGGUCGUAGCGGCAGGGUUCGCUUCUUCGUCUGUGUUCUUCCUCGAUCGCAAAAGGGAUGGAAAGCGAUGGAUCCGUAGAUGCGCCACUUGGUUGCUGUUUUGUGCUCGUAAAGGAAGGUUUUCCCUCGCGAGCUGGGAGUUUCCGCUAGGGUUUCGGGAGAUGAUGAGCAGAUCGUGGGUGGAUGUGCUUCCGAGUCUUUUCGUCGGCGAAGACGGCGGUGGUGCAAGCGGGAGCUGGACGCUGGAGGAGAACAAACUGUUCGAGGACGCCCUAGCUGAGUUCGACACCGACGUCCCGGACCGCUGGGAAAAGGUGGCGGCUUCGAUCCCCGGGAAGACCGUGGGCGAUGUGGUGAGCCAUUACCGGGAGUUGGUCGACGACGUGAGCGACAUCGAGGCCGGCCGCUUCCCCUGCCCUCCCUACUCCGGCGGGGCUUCGUCGUCGUUUACCUUGAAUUGGGAGAACAGUCACGAACCCUACUGCAAGCGAUCCGGCGUGAGAGGAUCCGACCACGAGAGGAAGAAAGGAGUUCCCUGGACCGAAGAGGAGCACAGGUUGUUUUUGCUUGGCCUAAAGAAGUACGGCAAAGGAGAUUGGAGGAACAUCUCGCGCAAUUUCGUGAUCACCAGGACUCCCACACAAGUGGCCAGCCACGCGCAAAAGUACUUCAUCAGGCUCAACUCUGGCAGCAAAGACAAGAGGAGGUCGAGCAUACACGACAUUACUACCGUAGAUUUGCCCGAUAACCCUAGAUUUCCCUCACCAUCAUCUCAGCCAUCUACUACCACAGCACCUACAUUGUCGAGCCAGUACUCUGCUGUUGUCGAUUCAGAUCAGAAUCAGCUCGGUGAAGUAGCCAGUUGUCCGUCGGGGAAUCAAUUUGUGCAGAAUCAGCUCGGAGCAGUUUCAUAUGGCAUGAAACUACAACACCAAAGUUCGCAGAAGAGAUAUUGUUGAGGAUGACAUCCUCUAACUAGAUGCCUUGCCGGUGCAGGGAUUCUCAACGAGUGAAUUCUUGGAAUUAACAAUCUGAAUUCUUGAGACCAAAU